UUUUCUAUGUUACACAGAAAAAAACAUCCCAAAGAAACAAGCAUAAAGAAGAACAAGUGUGCUCAUUUAUUCUUAUAAAUAGCCUUAGGCCACAGCUAAUUUGCACUUACAUGAGAGCUUUCAAAAGUGCUUGUGUUCCUGUGUGCAUACUUGUUUGUUUGGCUUUAACAUGUUCGAUUCCUUCAGGCUACUCUAUCCACAAACCCAGAAGUAAGUAAUUUAAACAUCUCCUAAAGCAAGAAAUGAGGAAGAUAACUUUGAAGAACUGAGAUACAAAAAUUUUUUCAAGAUGCCAACUCACCUAUUCAUAAAGCAGGAAAAAAGGUCACACUGAGACUUGCCAUGGCUAUUAAAGGCAGGCCCUACUAGCGGCUACUCCAAGAAGCAAGGUAAAAGUGAGAGGGAAAAUAAAGAGAAGAAAAGCAACAAGGAGGCAGAAUUAAAAGGAUGCACGGACGCUUGGUGAUAUGGGAGAAGGAGCUGAAUAAGGAAAGGCAGGAAUGCCCUGGGGUCUGUAUGCUGCCUUAGUGCAAGCCCGGUGAGGCCUGGGCACUGGCAGAGAGGACCCAUCUCAUCCUAGGCUGUGCAGAAUCUCACCUCACCUCCUACACUCCUCUUUCAUGAGUGUCUGGCCUCGUGUGCUGCCUGAGGUUGUCGCUGGGACCAGGAGCCCCAGUCUCAUUCCAGUUUGGAAGGCCUUCAUUAGAGAUUGUGCAGAUUCGACCCUGCUUGGAUCGGUGGCCAGAUGACACCUUUGGACUGAGUUUUCAAGAGUGCCUCCUUGCGGCAGGGCAAGUGGACCCCUUCAUGCCUGAAUUCUGAUGCAGCACCUCUCACUGGUGUCUUUGGAGACCACCAUCUUCAACUACAGUUGUGGCUUUUACCUCUGUUACUUUGUCACCACACCCAGUGUCACCCUGACUACAGCCACGGACCAGUUCUUAUCCUCAGUUGAUCAAAAUGAGUGCAAAGUCUGAGCAUUUGGGGCAGGGGUCCGCUGUGGACCUUUCCUCGGUUCACCUGGCCUAGCAUGCCACCAGCUGCAGGAAAAGCUUAUGUAAUGAGAUUGUUACCUCCCCAGCUAGUACUGUCCAGCUCCCCUCUUUCAAGUUCAGCCCCCUGUAUUCUGUUACCCGGAGGUCAGGUGUGAGUGGGUGGCAGUGAGAGCAUACUGUAUACAGAUGGCCUAUGAACAAGAGGCGCCCGUGCCCCACCCGAAAUUGUAUCAGAACCUCUUUGUCCAAUCUGAAGACACCCCCCUCUGUCUCCACCCAGGCAGGGGAGCAUCGCUGAGGAGAGAGGCAAUGCCCAGCCCAGUUAGGUGGCUUUAGUGGUUUUCGUCUUCCCCACUGCUUUCUGGACCACUUGGCUUUAUGCAUCCUGCAUUUCUUGAUCUCUUUUGUUAUUCAGACAUUUGCCUUGUCCACUGUUGAUGGCUUGUCUGAGCUAAGCUCCUCCAGUCUGAUGAGUGACUAGAUGUGUCAACCUCCUCCUCCACCCCUCUGUGCUCUGACCGUCAGAGGAUACCCUUCCCUCCUGUGGGUGGUCCUGGAAGGAUCCUUCCUCCCGUCUCUUCUGCUAUUUUGUUGGAGCCAGGCGUGAUCCAGGAUGUGUUAGCAGCUGGCAGUCACCUACAGCUGUUGGAGCUUCUCAAUUUAUGUUCCCACUAUCUCAUCCAGCUAGCUGUGAGGUGGCUGGAACACAGCUGCCAUUACCAGUACAUGGAUGAGCUCCUGCAGUACAUCCGCUUUGGCCUGAUGGACGUGGACACUCUCCAUGCAGUUGCCCUGUCCCACCCCCUCGUCCAGGCAAGUGAAACCGCAACAGCUCUCGUCAACGAGGCCCUGGAGUACCACCAGAGUAUCUACGCACAGCCCGUGUGGCAGACUCGCAGGACCAAACCGCGCUUCCAGUCAGAUACUCUGUACAUCAUCGGUGGGAAGAAGCGUGAGGUCUGUAGAGUCAAGGAACUUCGGUACUUCAAUCCCGUGGAUCAGGAGAAUGCCCUCAUAGCUGCCAUUGCCAACUGGAGUGAGCUGGCUCCCAUGCCCGUGGGAAGGAGCCACCAUUGUGUGGCAGUCAUGGGGGACUUCCUGUUUGUAGCAGGAGGGGAAGUCGAGCACGCCAGCGGCCGGACGUGUGCCGUGAGGACUGCCUGUCGCUAUGACCCCCGCAGUAAUUCCUGGGCAGAGAUAGCACCCAUGAAAAACUGCCGGGAGCAUUUCGUUCUGGGAGCCAUGGAUGAGUACCUCUAUGCGGCUGGGGGCAGAAAUGAACUGCGCCAGGUUCUGCCGACCGUUGAGCGAUAUUGCCCCAAGAAGAACAAGUGGACUUUCGUCCAGCCCUUUGACCGGUCCCUCUCCUGUCAUGCUGGCUAUGUGGCUGACGGUCUUCUUUGGAUAUCAGGUGGAGUAACUAACACGGCACAAUAUCAGAACAGACUAAUGGUAUAUGAACCUAACCAGAAUAAGUGGAUAAGCCGCAGCCCCAUGCUGCAGAGGCGGGUCUACCAUUCCAUGGCUGCUGUUCAAAGGAAGCUUUAUGUUCUUGGAGGCAAUGACCUGGACUACAAUAACGACCGGGUCCUUGUGCGGCAUAUAGAUGCCUACAACAUGGACGCUGACCAGUGGACGCGUUGUAAUUUUAACCUGUUGACUGGCCAAAAUGAAUCUGGAGUUGCUGUCCAUAAUGAGAGAAUAUAUUUAGUGGGUGGAUAUUCGAUUUGGACGAACGAGCCUCUGGCUUGCAUCCAGGUAUUGGAUGUCAGUAGAGAAGGCAAAGAAGAAGUAUUCUACGGGCCUACACUUCCUUUUGCUUCCAAUGGAAUAGCAGCAUGCUUCCUCCCAGCUCCGUAUUUCACAUGCCCUAACCUUCAAACUCUUCAAGUGCCUCAUCACAGGAUUGGCACCAUCUGAAAAGCCAGUGCUCUCUUAACAACCAGCAUGAACACGAGGAAGAAAAAGCCCUGACUUUUGGAUACUGGGCAUGAAAAUACUCAGUGCUCAAUGCUUCCUUGUUUUGUUUUCUAGAUCUUCUAUUCAGAUAAACAUUAGCAAAAAAUGAAGUUUUCUAAAAUACACAUUAUUGAAAACGCUUGUCACGCUUCUCAGUGUGUGUCAAUAUACAGUACAAUAUGUAUGACUUUUAUGGUGGUGUAGCUUAGUGCUAACUUAAUGGUCCAUGGAUCUUUUAAGCAUUCUUUGUACACUUUGUCUAAUCAGUGCUGUCCAGGACAUUACCCUCUUAGUAAGGCAGUUUAUUCCACAAGUACUGCCAUUAAUGAUCUUAAAAAAAAAUUGUCAGUACUUAAUCUCUUUACUACUUAAGCCUGGGAUUGUAAUUUUUCUUUUAAAAAUUUAACAUUAUACAGCCCUGCUGUAUAAGUAGAGGCUCAUCAUUAUGACAUCAUAAAUUUUUAAAUGCCAUAUUUUAUUCAAGGUAAUACAAAUAAUAGAAGUACACCGGAACAGCAGAUGGAAUACCCAGAUUUUUCACCUUGGUUGCUCUGUUACCUUGGGCCAGGAGCUUAACUUUACAUUGCUUCAGUUUUCUCACUUUUUAAGGAGGGCAAUUAUUGAUUUCCAUAUUAAUUCAGAAGAAUGUUUUAAGGAUUAGGCAAAUGCUCUGAAGUACUUUGCCUAAGAAAAAAAAAUGUCACUCAAAUUACAAGGUAUUUUACUGUUUUAGAACCUUGUAACUGAAAAAGAUUAUUUUUGAAGUUUAAAAAUUACUAGAUAGAACUUGGAACACAAGCUAUGAGAUAAAUGAUUCUGAAAAGCAUGUGAAAGAGACAUGCUAAUUAUGAAAAAGGGAGUUUACUAAAGCCAAAGAUUCCUAAACUUGUAUAAACACUUGCCUCAAAUAAUAAGUCUCUCAAACAUUUCAUCUAAGCUCAUUUAGUGAAAAAUGACAUUUUAAAGCUCAGAAAAAAUUAGUUGUACUAAUUUCGGUACCAUAAAGUGCUCUGACAUAAAUUUGAACCUAGUAUCAGUAGUUCUGAUAAAAGUUUUUCCACUUUGUUAAAGGUUAUGUCAAUCUUGAGCACUUGUGGGAUUCUUCUCUACCACCAAUACAUAUUUUAUUACUACCAUUUUUAAUAAUGCAUGAGAAUUUUUUUAGGCUAGGUUUUUGGAUUUGCUUUGUCUAUAACAAAAAAUAAAAAAUAAAACAACUCAAUAAUCGUAUUUGAACAUAAAUUCAACAAGUAUAACAUGAGUUUUUCCCCUUAAUCUUGUUAGGAUAAGUCACCUUUAUUAAAAGGAAGAUUUUACUUUUUUUCCUUAGUUUAAUCAUUCAGCAAUCCUUGUCUUAAUGGGAAAUUGUCAUUUUAUUCAUGUAACCACUUUUAGUAAUCAGAAGUGAAAAAAAAAAUUUUUA
Delphinapterus leucas (beluga whale) is the source of this 4377-nucleotide messenger RNA. The record is from RefSeq and is a predicted model, not a curated record. NCBI's taxonomy places the organism in Eukaryota, Metazoa, Chordata, Mammalia, Artiodactyla, Monodontidae.